CGUCUCAUUCAAUUUGUACCAAGAAAUUACCUUUUCACUAAAGUUUUAAAGAUGCCAAAAGCAGUUAGAGAUUUUCAUGAGGGAAUAAAAUACCAUCAAGUUAGAAGAGGAAGUGAUCCGGGAUGCUAUCAGUUACACAGGCCCGCAGACUGUCGUCUCAAGUUUCCGAUCACGAAACGACCGAUCCAUAAAUGCGAGCUGCCGAAGCGAGAGUACACCCUGGUGCCCCAGAUCGGCGGCUGGAGAGUCCACCUCAUCCCGAAGAAGGAAAGAAACUACUACCCAGCCAUCAUGCACAAGAGCGAGUAUGAAAGAUUGAAGAAACAAGCGAAAAUUGUAACUCAAGAAGAACAGAUAGAAGCUAUAAAGGCGCAAGAGGAGGCAAUACAGAGAGCGGCCAAGGAGUCGGAAGAGCGGAAACGGAAGCUAAAGGAGUAUUUGCGACCGCAGCCCGGCGCGGAGGCUAGCGGUACUGCGGAUCCCGAGCUCGAAGGACCAGACCAGGCCGCCUAUACUCUGUCCAGAGCUGAAAUUUUGAAAGCCGACGCCAUGCAAGGUCCGAAGUUGUGCAAUAGGAUAAUAUUGGCAUCCAAAUGCCACGCCAUCCGAGACGCGCAGAUUGUGGAGAAGCAGAUUAUUAAGAAGGAGCUAACGGAAGAAGAAAAAAGAUUGGACGCAAUAAUGGAGGAAAACAGACAAGCGGCCGUGCGCCGAGCUGAGCAAGAAGAGAAGAGACAGAACGAACUGAGACUGCAAAACCUGGCAGCAUUGAAAGAGCAAAUAAAAGCACAUGAUACAGUCAAGAUAAUGGAAGCAGAGAGAAUAGAAGAAGAGAGUAUACGAGUCAACCAAGCCAACAUAGCGAUGCAAAUUGACGAAGCACAGAAACUAAAAGAGAAGCAAAAGAGACAAGCAAAACUAAAAGAGAUUCUUGACCAAGGUAACGCAGAGAUACUCUACUACAAACAGUUGCAGAACGAAGAAGAUCGUAUCAUGGAUGUACGGAUCAAGAACUUUCUGCAGAAGAAACAAGAACGAGAGGCGAAGAAUAGGGCAGAAGCAGCAGCCAUUAAAGCAGCGAAACAGAAAGGAAUUGAUCACAUUGCCAAAGCACAAAAGGCUGAACAAGAGUUGAAAGAAGAGUUGGAGCGUAUCAGGAAUCUGAAGAUCCAAGAAGACGUGGAGAGAGAGUACCGAAGGAAGGAAAGAGACGCAGCUAUCAAGAGGAACUUAGAAAUGAAACGGUUGCACGAAGCCAGAAUCCAACAGAUCAACGACAUCCAUCGUCUGAUAGCCCGGGAGAUCGCGAAAGAUGAGCAGAGCUUCAACAACGCCGCCAAACAGAACGAGGAGUUCAUUCGUAAAGAAAAAGAGAAAGAGGAAAAACGUAGAGCUGACAUCGAGCGCCAUCGUCAAGAGAUUAUGAAGCAAAUUAACGACAAGGAGAAGGCGCGUUCGGAGCUUCGGGAGAAAGUCCACAACGAGGGUGUGGCGCUGCGCAUGGAGCUGGAGCAGCAGGAGAAGUUCGAGCGGGGAGUCAUCAAACAGAAGGUUGCAGAGAUGAGACAGCAGAAGGUUCCCGAGAAAUAUGUCAAAGAGGUCGAGCAGACGCUGGCAAAACACGGAUACAAGUGAUUGCUUACAUUGUAAUGUUAAAUUCUAGUCAAUUCACGAUCAUCUGUUUAUAGUUAGUAAAGAAGUUUUCAGCACA
Messenger RNA from Aricia agestis (brown argus), 1711 nucleotides. Its product is annotated as cilia- and flagella-associated protein 45-like. Lineage: Eukaryota; Metazoa; Arthropoda; Insecta; Lepidoptera; Lycaenidae. The transcript has 12 exons. The coding region runs from base 52 to 1635 and encodes 527 amino acids. The record is from RefSeq and is a predicted model, not a curated record.